AUGGAGAUGUUUGGCUGGGUCGGGGGAACAGAGGAAAGAGGUCCUCCUGGUUGGUUUCUGGCUGAUGAGAAGCAGAAGAAAGGAAGGAGAUACGGGACUCAUUUGGAGAAAGAAUCUGCUAUUAGGAGGAGACAGACAAUUGGAAGGACCCUCAUUCCUCGUUAUUUUAGCACAGUCUUUGAAGGAGGUGUAACAGACCUGUAUUACAUUCUCAAGCACUCAAAAGAGUCAUACCACAACUCAUCCAUCACAGUGGACUGUGAUCAAUGCACCAUGGUCACUCAGCAUGGAAAACCCAUGUUUACCAAGGUAUGCACAGAAGGACGUCUUAUCUUGGAGUUUACUUUUGAUGAUCUUAUGAGAAUAAAAACAUGGCACUUUACUAUUAGACAGUACAGAGAAUUAGUCCCACGCAGCAUUCUAGCCAUGCAUGCACAAGACCCUCAGGUGCUGGAGCAGCUGUCCAAAAACAUCACUCGAAUGGGUCUGACAAACUUCACCCUCAACUACCUCAGGUUGUGUGUAAUACUGGAGCCAAUGCAGGAACUGAUGUCAAGACAUAAAACUUACAAUCUAAGUCCUCGAGACUGCUUGAAGACUUGCUUAUUUCAAAAAUGGCAGAGAAUGGUGGCCCCACCAGCAGAACCCACAAGACAACCGACAACCAAACGGAGAAAAAGGAAAAACUCUACCAGCAGCACUUCCAACAGUAGUGCUGGGAACAACGCAAAUAGUACCAACAGCAAGAAAAAGUCAGCUGCUGCAAACCUGAGUCUAUCAAGUCAGGAUGUGAUGGUGGUAGGAGAACCAACUCUGAUGGGAGGCGAAUUUGGGGAUGAAGACGAAAGGCUUAUCACUAGAUUAGAGAAUACACAGUAUGAUGCAGCAAAUGGCAUGGAUGAUGAAGAAGAUUUCAACAAUUCACCUGCACUGGGAAAUAACAGCCCGUGGAACAGCAAACCUCCUGCUAACCAGGAGGCUAAAUCUGAAAACCCCACACCACAAGCUUCCCAAUAGGUUAUUCUGCAGCAGUUCCCCCUGCAAUGUAUGGCAGUGGGUUAUUAAUUACUGUUUCACAGCAUUCUUCAAAAUAAAAUUUAAAAGAAACACCUUUCAAAUGAUACAGUAUCUAUUUCUAAACUAAAGCUAUCCCAAUUUUUUUGGUUAGGGAAAACUCUUGUGUAAGCUUCCAUAUACAUUUCUUGGAAGCAUUCUCAUACAACAUGAUACUGGCACUGACCUCGAUUAAAAUAACUGAAAAUUAAACAGCAUCUCAUGGCAAAUUUCUGACAGUGCAUUUUAUUGGAAGGGAUUGUUUUUUUCCUCAUCAAACAAUGGCCAUAUUUUAACAAGUCAUCAGUGCUCAGGAUCUCAUUAACGUAACUAUGUAAAACUUUUUACAAUUGUAAUAUAUUUUCUGCUUUUCAACUUGCACCUGAAAUUUCUUGUUUCAGAAAAAGAUCAGCUUUUAAGGAAAAGUAAUUUAAAGUAACUUUUGUUCUUUCUUUAACUUUUCUUUCAUCAGUUAAUCAUUUAAAGGAUCCAGCAUUUUUAUUUUACAUUUAGCUGAUGCCAGUAGAUACUCUAUUCUAAUCAUUUCAUAAAAAUACUGAAACAAGAAAUGUCUUUUUUUCAUCAAAGACAUGAGAAAUAUUUUUAUGUGGAAAAAGACACCCAGUCCUAUGAGAGUUUAUGCUUUGUAAAAUUGCUGUUGAAUCAGAUAUUUUAAAGCCAUGUAAUCCAUUAACUUUGUGGGCAGCUUAAUAAAUCUAAAACUUUUGUGUUUUUAUUAUUGUAUCUAAGUUGGCUUUGUUGUUAUUUCUUUUCAUAGUAUAUUUCUUGUAUAAUAUUUUUGUAAAGCCCUCAUUUUUUGUUUUACUUUUUUUUUAUUAUUCCGGUGUAUUUAUGUGAAACUUUAUAAAAGAAACUAAUUUUUUUUUCAUUUACAUAUUAAUAUGUUCAACUCAUCAUGUAAAGACACAGUGAGUCAGUGUGUUAUAUAAUACAACUGUAUUUUAUGUAUGCUUUGCCAAUAAGUGUGCCAAUAAACUGUGUUAAUAAA
Messenger RNA from Acanthisitta chloris (rifleman), 2062 nucleotides. RefSeq names its product LIM domain binding 2 (gene LDB2). The transcript has 7 exons. Gene Ontology annotation, cellular component: nucleus; transcription regulator complex. Gene Ontology annotation, biological process: positive regulation of transcription by RNA polymerase II; nervous system development; negative regulation of transcription by RNA polymerase II. Gene Ontology annotation, molecular function: LIM domain binding. NCBI's taxonomy places the organism in Eukaryota, Metazoa, Chordata, Aves, Passeriformes, Acanthisittidae. The coding region runs from base 1 to 1017 and encodes 338 amino acids. The record is from RefSeq and is a predicted model, not a curated record.